Molecule: messenger RNA, 1329 nt
Organism: Spodoptera exigua (beet armyworm)
Lineage: Eukaryota; Metazoa; Arthropoda; Insecta; Lepidoptera; Noctuidae
Source: the annotation of a GenBank genome assembly
AUGGAGAAAGUGUUGGAUCGAGGAGAAAGUAAUUGGGAUAGAUACCUACAUCUCUUCCCGAAGACCAUCGCUGGUAGUGCAGAUGUGACGUGUGACUCCUACCGACUGUGGCGGAGAGACAUACAAAUGUGUCAAGAGUUGGGGUUAGAUAUGUACAGAUUCUCCAUAUCCUGGUCUCGUCUUCUCCCAACUGGUCUUUCCAACUACAUCAGUGAGGAUGGCAAGAACUACUACAACAACCUUAUCAAUGGUCUUCUAGAGAAGGGCAUCGAACCUGUUGUUACCUUGAACCAUUUCGAUCUGCCACAACGACUUCAGAAUCUUGACCGCGUAAAGAUCUGGCUGACGGUGAACGAGCCACAAAUUUUGUGCGAUUCUGGUUACAAUAAUGGAACAGUUCCCUACAUUAACGACCCGAAGUACGGUCGGUAUCUCUGCAGCAAGAAUGUACUUUUGGCACAUGCGAAGGCAUACAGGAUCUAUGAUAGACAUUAUAGGCAUUUGUAUCAUGGUAAAGUGACAAUAGUCUUUCUGUACCUAUGGUUGGCUCCAGCGACAGAAAACGACAUCGAAGUUACCAACCUCGCCCGUCAGUACGUAGAAGGAAGAUACGGUCAUCCCGUCUACUCCAAAGAAGGGGGCUGGCCGAAGGAGUUGGAAGAAAUAUUAGCGAACAACAGCAGAAACGAAGGUUACCCAGAACCUAGGCUUCCACCUUUUACCGAAGAAGAGAAAGAACUAGUAAAAGGUUCCUUCGACUUUUAUGCCUUGAACCACUACUCUAGUCUUUUAGUCAGGAAAGCGAAGCCCGGUGAGGUCAUUGGCAAGACAACGGUGCACCCUAAAGGUUUACGCGAACAACUAAACUAUCUGAAGAACACUUACAAUGUAACGGAGAUAAUGAUAACUGAAAAUGGAUUUUUCAGCAGUAACGCGUCUCUGAAUGAUGUUAGAACAGUAAACUACACGAAAAAAUAUUUGGAACAAGUGGCGUUAGCGAUUCAAGAUGGCGUUAAUGUCACAGCGUAUUUCCAUUGGUCUCUCAUGGACAACUUCGAUAAAGGAUAUGACAUACUGAUCAGCCGGUGCUGGUCUACAGAAGAACCGACCUUUCCUCCUUGGUUCAAGUUCGGAGUAGCUACUGCUUCGUACCAAAUCGAAGGUGCUUGGAACGUUAGUGAUAAAGGUGAAGGAGAUUGGGAUAGACUGUUUCACACACAUCCUGAUUUUAAGGAUCGACCCAAUGGAGAUGUGGCUUGUGACUCCUACCACCUGUGGCGGAGGGAUAUUGAGAUGCUAGAGGAGCUUGGAGUGGAUAUAUACAGGUAG